Strongylus vulgaris is the source of this 192-nucleotide messenger RNA. NCBI's taxonomy places the organism in Eukaryota, Metazoa, Nematoda, Chromadorea, Rhabditida, Strongylidae. The record is from the annotation of a GenBank genome assembly.
AUGAAAUGUGCCACGGAAUGUGGAGUCCCACGUGAGGUACCCUUUCGUCUCGACUCCUCUCCAGCUGCCUCCAUUAACCCAACGGUAUUCCUCGAUGGAGCAGCCAGCUCAUGCAAAAAACACCUUUGCGUAAUGAAAUGCACUCAGGAAGGAUUCAACAAAGCUUGCCCUGGAGCUGGAGACCUUUUCAGG